UGCACUGUCCAGGUAUAUAAAAGGGAGUCAACGUAUGAGUGUGGCAGACAUCAGCCAUCCGGAGAGAGACAACUGUAGAGCAGCUCAGGAUGGUCUUUAGGAUAAUUCUCUUCUGUUCCAUGUUGGCGCUUGGCGCCAGCACUGGAUUUCCGCCAGGUGGCGCACCUAUAGUCUUACAUCUGGUGCCACAUGCUUACAAACCAGUAGCUGCUCCACCAGUUGCCCCACCUGUUGCUCCUGCUCCAGCUCCCCCUGUCGGAGAGCCCAGUCCAUUUGCCUUCAUGUACAGUGCUGUUUCCGGAAAAGGGGCUCACCAAAGAUCAGAGAGUGCAGAUCCAUCUGGAAAAGUGAGUGGAUCUUAUAGCCUGACACAUAAAGAUGGAAAACAGAGAAAAGUUGAUUACACUGCUUCCAAAUCAGGAUUCUCAGCUCUUAUCCACACCAACGAGCAAGGAAUAAAACCUGGUGAAAAUCCAGCCGAUGUUCAGAUUAUUGCUCUUGAAGGAGCUGCUCAAAUACCAAAAGUUGGCGUUGUAGGAGCUACAGGACCCGCUGAAGCCCCAUCUUCCCCCUUUUCGUUCAUGUAUACUGCUGCUGCUGGAGCUGGGUCCAGUUCUAGGUCUGAAAGUGGAGAUUCCAGCGGAAACGUGAAGGGAACUUACUCCUUGGAUGACGAAGAUGGACGAAAGAGGAUUGUGGACUACACUGCCGGAACUGAGGGAUUUAUGGCAAAAAUUCAAACUAACGAGCCUGGUAUAGUACCAGGAGCAAAUCCAAAUAAUGUCGAAAUUCUUUCUAUUCCUGGCGUAGCAGCUAUACCCGCUGCUGUUCCUGCCCCUGCUGCUCCUGUUGCUGGCCCUGCUGCUCCUACUGCUGCAGUAUCUGGUCCGCCGUCCCCCUUUUCGUUCAUGUAUACCGCUGCUGCUGGAGCUGGGUCCAGUUCUCGGUCUGAAAGUGGAGAUUCCAGCGGAAACGUUAUAGGAACUUACUCCUUGGAUGACGAAGAUGGACGAAAGAGGAUUGUGGACUACACUGCCGGAACUGAGGGAUUUAUGGCAAAAAUUCAGACUAACGAGCCUGGUAUAGUACCAGGAGCAAAUCCGAAUAAUGUCGAAAUUCUUUCUAUUCCUGGCGAAGCAGCUAUUCCCGCUGCUGUUCCUGCCCCUGCUGCACCUACUGCUCCAGUAUCUGGUCCGAGCCCUUUCAGCUUUAUGUAUACUGCUGCUGCAGGAAAGGGGUCCAGCUCGAGAUCAGAAAGUGGAGAUGCUGGUGCCAAAAUAAAAGGAUCCUAUAGUUUAAAACAUCCAAGCGGACAUCAGAGGAUUGUAGCCUACUCAGCCAAUGGUGAAGGUUUUAUGGCAUCUGUAAAAAGCAAUGAACCAGGUGUGGAACCUGGAGCAGAUACUGCUGAUGUUAAGUAUUUGCCCCUACCUGAGGUUGCCGUGGCCGCUCCUGCUCCUGCUCCUGCCCAAAAACCUAUCUCGGCCAAAGAACUCUUUGCAGCUGCAAAAUACGCCCCUGUUUCUCCGGCAAAGCUAGCCAACUACAUAUGGUAUCCCACAGCUAUUGUCAUAGACCAAUAAACAGCCGUUGAUACUUUUUUAAGCAUUUUUAACCGGAACGACAACGGACAAUUUAUUUUAAGUCUUCUACACAGAUGUUCUGAGCUCAUAUCAACAGGUUCACAGCUUCCUCUCAAUACACUUGUUUUUACCUAAAUGAUAUUGAACUUUUUAGGUAUACUAACAGAUGGAUAAUAAAGCUUUUUAAUGUUUUAAAAUUAAUAGGUGUUUGGUGUUUCUAUUUGGAAGACACGUGUAUAAAAUAAAGCUUAUAUAAAAUAGAUUAAUCAUGCUCUUAUAUAUAUAUGGCCAAAAUGUAUUUAGCAAGCUACGCUCAUGCACUGAUUUUUGUUGAUGUUUCUCAAAAUGUGAUAGCUUAAACUGGGACCAGCAGAUUACUAAGCUUGUGGUUAUAGUUAAUAAAACAAAUGUGAAUUAUGUGCCCAAUUAUGCAGCUUUAGAACCUACUUUAUUUGGCUACUUGGGGGUACUUUAUUGUCUAAAUUUAAACUGAUUUGUCUGCAAGGCCUUUUUGAUGUUUAUGGGAAGUACAGAAUAAGAUGUUAUGUAGUGAAAUACAUAUGACAAAUAAUCGCUCACUACGCUCAUAACUAUAAUAAUCUUUACAUUUCAAGGUAUAACAUGAUUUUUAAUUUGACAAAUUAUAAUCAAAUCUGACUUUCAAAAACAUUUUAGCAUGUGUAUUUUAAAAGAUUUUUGACUAAACAUUUUCAUGCUAAAUUUUAUUUGUAAACUCGGCGUGUAUAUUGCUCUGUUUGUGUGAAAAUGUGGUGCUAAGGUUUCAACAACAAUGCUUAUGUUUAUUUCGAUUCGCUUCUUUGUGUUAAAGUCUAGUUAUACUGCUGUGUUUGUGUGUAUAUAUAUAAAUAAAUAUGUAUAUGUACAUGAAGUU
Molecule: messenger RNA, 2475 nt
Organism: Limulus polyphemus (Atlantic horseshoe crab)
Lineage: Eukaryota; Metazoa; Arthropoda; Merostomata; Xiphosura; Limulidae
Product: trans-splicing factor Raa3, chloroplastic-like
Exons: 6
Coding region: 90-1583 (497 amino acids)
Cellular component (GO): chitin-based extracellular matrix
Molecular function (GO): structural constituent of chitin-based larval cuticle
Source: RefSeq, a predicted model, not a curated record